This is a messenger RNA of Falco peregrinus (peregrine falcon), 2021 nucleotides long. RefSeq names its product tripartite motif containing 45 (gene TRIM45). Gene Ontology annotation, cellular component: chromatin; nucleoplasm. NCBI's taxonomy places the organism in Eukaryota, Metazoa, Chordata, Aves, Falconiformes, Falconidae. Gene Ontology annotation, biological process: positive regulation of DNA-templated transcription. The record is from RefSeq and is a predicted model, not a curated record. Bases 552 to 1865 code for a protein of 437 amino acids. Gene Ontology annotation, molecular function: protein binding; zinc ion binding; ubiquitin-protein transferase activity. The transcript is spliced from 6 exons.
AUCCUCGGUCUCCUCUGAGCAGGACCUUACCUGGCAGCCGGAAGUGGAGUUUGACUUUUGGAAUAUUCAGUGUUUUAUCACAGACUGUCUUCUGGCAGCGGCCUGAAGUAGAUUUUCCCGUAAAGGUUUUUAGAGCUCUUUGCCUCAGCAAAUUUAAAGCUGGUGAAAAUCCCUGGGCUGAUGGCUGAGGAGCCUGGGACCUCCUUUUCCUCUCCAGAAGUGACUGUCUGUGAGCAAUUCUGUUUCGAGACACCUCCUGCCAGCUCUCGCUUUGCAGGGCUCACCGCCCUCCUGCUGCCUGUUACAGUGGGCUCUGGGGGUGAUUGCGAUCAUCCCACUUCUGUCGGGCUCCAUCAAGGGGCUGCUGGCAGUAGCAACCUGCCAACCCAUUCCCUGUCCGCGUGUGGCCAUGGUGGGGCACAUGAUUCUUGUGUGUGUGAAAAUAGUGCUGACCCCAUGCAGGGAGCCUGAGAGCAGCCUCUAAUGAGCUGCUUGCAGAUGCUGUUCUCUUUUGUGCGGAGUCCUGUCCUCAGGAGACCACAAGUCCCUUCAUGCAGAGCAGAUUUCAUGGGAGACAGGAGGGAGCGGCACACACUGUGACUUGCAGACUGAGACAGAAGAAGACAGCCUCUCAUGCUGUGACAGAGCUGGUGAGCAGCAAGGACUGCAACCAGGCCAGGAAACCUCUCUUCUGCCCUUCCCAUCCCACAGAGGAGCUAAGGCUGUUCUGCGAGCAGUGUGACCAGCCUGUGUGCCGGGAUUGCGUAGCAGACAGACACCGGCAGCACACCUGUGACUUCACUGGCAAUGCCAUCCACAGGCAUGGGGAGGCCCUGCAGGAGCUGCUGAGAAGCACCCAGCAGCACAUGGGCACCCUAGAGGGUGUGCUCAGUCACAUUGAUGACAUGGUCAGUGCCGUCCGAGAUCGCGCAGAGGCUGUGGCCGCAGAGAUCCGUCAGUUUGCCAGUGGGUAUGUGAAAGCGAUUGAAGAACACCGGGACCGGCUACUGAAGCAGCUGGAGGACUUGAAGGUGCAGAAGGAAAAUCUGCUGCACUUGCAGAAAGCUCAGAUGCAGCAGCUGCUGCUGGACAUGAGGACAGGUGUGGAGUACACGGAGCACUUGCUGACGAGUGGCUCAGACCUGGAGAUCCUCAUCACCAAAGGGGUGGUGGCGAGUCGGCUGGCAAAGCUGAACAGCGUUGCUUACAACACCCGCCCCAGCGUGGACGACGGGAUCCGUUUCUCUCCCCAGGAGAGGGCAGGGCAGUGUUUUGGCUAUGAAGUUUUUGGGGCCAUCAUCAAUAAAGUGGUUGAUCCCGCCAGAUGUACCCUACACGGGGAAGAUGUCCACAGUGCCCGUCAGAACCAGCUGACUGGCUUUACCCUGCUCUGCAGUGACACCAUGGGGGAGCGGAUGGGGCGAGGAGGAGAGGCUGUGCAGGUCACCAUCACCCACAGGGACAAGGACAGUGUGGUCAAGCCAACAGUGUGUGAUAAUGGUGACGGGACCUACCAUGUUUCCUACAGCCCUGAGGAGCCAGGCUUGUAUGCUGUCUGCGUCUAUGUGAAAGGGCAACAUGUACAGGGCUCUCCAUUCACUCUGGUGGUGAAAACCAAGUUCCGCGAGCACCAAGGCGUGUUUCACUGUUGCACGUUCUGCUCAAGUGGAGGCCAGAAAUCUGCUCGCUGUGCCUGCGGUGGGACCAUGCCAGGUGGGUACCAAGGCUGUGGCCAUGGGCACAAGGGUCACCCUGGCUGCCCCCACUGGUCGUGCUGUGGACAGGUGAAGGAGAGCUCAGAGUGCCUGGGAGGGCCACCUGGCAACACCUUGCAGAGGAGUUUGCUGAGGACGGUGGCAGUCUGAGCAGCCAGGUGAACUCCUGUGAACCCAGGGCACUGCUGCUGGCUGCCGCGUGAGUGCAAACCAGGAGCAUCCCUGUGAUCGCUGCGUAGAAAACAACGUCACGAUGGGUGCGAGGAAGGGGGAUGAGGGGAAAAUAAAAUUGUGCCUUAUGUUCCA